This is a messenger RNA of Fusarium graminearum PH-1, 1485 nucleotides long. RefSeq lists its product as uncharacterized. The record is from RefSeq and is a predicted model, not a curated record. Gene Ontology annotation, molecular function: transmembrane transporter activity. The coding region runs from base 1 to 1485 and encodes 494 amino acids. Gene Ontology annotation, biological process: transmembrane transport. Gene Ontology annotation, cellular component: membrane. The transcript is spliced from 6 exons. Lineage: Eukaryota; Fungi; Ascomycota; Sordariomycetes; Hypocreales; Nectriaceae.
AUGGCGACUCAGAAUCUCGAUAUCGAGCGCGAGCUUUCGCGUGACGAAAAGUCUGGCACCAUGCACAGCGAGCACAUGGGCGGCGGUCUUUCUCAAGAAGACGCCGACUUUGUGAACAACUUCCCUGAGGAACGCAAGAAGGCAGUCGUUCGAAAGGUUGAUAUGCGUCUUAUCCCUAUGCUUGUCCUCUUGUAUUUGAUCGCAUAUUUGGACAAGACAAACAUCGGAAAUGCCAAGAUUGAAGGAAUGACCGUUGACUUGCACCUCAAGGGCAUUGAGUACAACAUCGUCACCGCCAUCUUCUUCAUCCCCUUUGUGCUUUGCGAGGUUCCUUCAAACAUGAUCCUUCACAAGUUCAGGAGACCGUCUAUCUACAUGGGAGGCAUUGUCUUUUGCUGGGGUGUUAUCAUGACUUUGACGGCCCUUGUCCAAAACUACGCCGGUCUCUUGGUUAUUCGCUUUCUCCUCGGUAUCUUUGAAGCUGGUUUCCUACCUGGUGCCAUCUUGAUCAUCUCCAACUGGUACCUCCCCAACGAAACCCAGACUCGAAUCGCGAUCCUAUAUACCUCAGCUGCUACUGGCGGUGCUUUCUCUGGUCUUCUUGCUUUCGCCAUCGCGAAGAUGGAUGGUAUGGCAGGUCUCGAAGGCUGGCGUUGGAUCUUCUUGAUUGAAGCACUAUCUACCCGCUGGCUCAGCGCGGACGAUAUUCGAUAUCUCGAACUUCGACAGCUCGCUCGACGAUCCUCUGUACCCUCAGAUUACAAGGAGAACGACCACUUCAACCUUCGACUUUUCAAGGAUAUCCUCUGCGAUUAUAAGAUCUGGCUCCUCUUCUUUGCCAACUGGUCCAACGCUGUUCCCAACUACGCCAUGAAGUUCACUAUGCCUACUAUCCUUCGCGGAAUGGGCUACACUUCUAGCGACGCGCAGCUUAUGACCAUUCCUCCCUACGCUAUUGGCGCUAUCUCUGCAUAUGCAUUUGCCAUCUUUGCUGACAAGUACUCGUGGCGAGCUCCCUUUAUCCUGGGACCCCAGUGCUGUCUUGUAACUGCUUUCAUCAUCCUUUUCGUCAAGUCCGGUGACAUCGACAACAACAUCGCUGUUUGUUACUUUGCCGUCUGCCUGGCAUGCUUUGGAAUGUACCCUAUCCUUCCAGGAGUCAACGCUUGGAAUGUCGCCAACACCCCUGAUCCUGCCAAGCGAUCCGUCAACAUCGGAAUUUUGGUCUGUGUUGGUAACAUCGGUGGCUUGAUCGGUUCUUAUAUCUACCUUGAGCGUGAGGCACCUCGAUAUCCUGUUGGAUACGGCACUUCGCUUGCCUUCGGCUUGGCUGGUAUCGUUGCGGUCGUGCUGCUUGAGACUCUGCUUAAGCGAGGAAAUGCCAAGAAGGCCAAGAUGACCGAGCAAGAGAUCCGCCAGCGAUACUCUGAGGAAGAGCUCGUUCGCAUGGGAGAGAAGAGCCCCCUCUUCAAGUAUGCUCUGUAA